Messenger RNA from Puma concolor (puma), 2139 nucleotides. RefSeq names its product mitochondrial intermediate peptidase (gene MIPEP). Lineage: Eukaryota; Metazoa; Chordata; Mammalia; Carnivora; Felidae. Gene Ontology annotation, molecular function: metalloendopeptidase activity. Gene Ontology annotation, biological process: peptide metabolic process. Gene Ontology annotation, cellular component: mitochondrion. The record is from RefSeq and is a predicted model, not a curated record.
AUGCUGUGCGCCGGGAGGCUGGGCGGGCUCGGAACCCGGGCAGCGCCUGUAUGGCCCGGGCGAGCGGGCUCGAGGGUCCUCGGAGCCAGGAUCCGCGCCCGAGGGGUCAGCACCAGCUGGUUCCCGGUGGGCGCCGCCUUCAAUGUCAAGCCCCAGGGCCGCCGCCUGGACCUGUUCGGCGAGCGCCGGGGUCUUUUUGGAGUUCCUGAGCUCAGCGCCCCAGAAGGAUUUCGGGUCGCCCAAGAAAAUGCCUUGAGGAAGGCAGACUUGCUUGUGGAGCGUGUGUGUUCCGUGGCACCUGGGCCCCAGACCGUGCUCAUUUUCGACGAGCUCUCUGAUUCCUUGUGCAGGGUGGCCGACUUGGCCGAUUUUGUGAAAAUCGCCCACCCCGAGCCCGCGUUCCGAGAGGCGGCGGAGGAAGCCUGUACAAGCAUCGGCACCGCGGUGGAAAAGUUGAACACAAAUGUGGAAUUAUAUCGAAGUCUGCAAAAAUUGCUGGCUGACAAAAAACUUGUGGAUUCCCUUGAUCCAGAAACCAGGCGAGUGGCUGAACUGUUUAUGUUUGAUUUUGAAAUCAGCGGAAUCCACCUAGACAAAGAGAAGCGUAAGAGAGCAGUGGACCUGAAUGUUAAAAUCUUGGAUUUGAGUAAUACAUUUCUCACGGGAACUAACUUUCCCAACAAGAUUGAGAAGCAUCUCUUGCCAGAACACAUUCAUCAAAACUUUGUAGUCGCUGGAAAUCACGUGAUAGUUGAUGGUCUACACGCAGAAUCUCCAGAUGACUUGGUGCGAGAAGCCGCUUAUAAAAUUUUUCUUUAUCCCAAUGCUGGUCAGCUGAGAUGUUUGGAGGAAUUGCUCAGCAACAGAGACCUGCUGGCAAAGUUAGUGGGGUACUCCACGCACUCCCACAGAGCCCUCCAAGGAACAAUAGCCCAAAGUCCAGAGACGGUCAUGCAGUUCCUUGAGAAGCUAUCAGAAAAACUUUCUGAAAGAACUAUAAGAGACUUUGAGAUGAUACGAGGGAUGAAAAUGAAACUAAAUCCUCAAAAUUCUGAAUUAAUGCCUUGGGAUCCCCCCUACUACAGCGGUGUGAUUCGUGCAGAGAGGUACAAUAUCGAGCCCAGUUUGUAUUGUCCAUUUUUCUCCCUUGGAGCGUGCAUGGAAGGCCUCAACACUUUGUUUGGCAGACUGUUAGGGAUUACGUUGUAUGCCGAGCAGCCCGCGAAAGGAGAGGUGUGGUGCGAGGGCGUCCGCAAACUGGCUGUGGUUCAUGAAUCCGAAGGAUUGUUGGGGUACAUUUACUGUGAUUUUUUUCAGCGAGCGGGCAAGCCACAUCAGGACUGCCAUUUUACAAUCCGUGGAGGCAGAUUAAAGGAAGACGGAGACUACCAGCUCCCAGUCGUAGUUCUUAUGCUGAAUCUUCCCCAUCCCUCAAGGAAUUUACCAACUUUAUUAACUCCUGGAAUGAUGGAAAAUCUUUUCCAUGAAAUGGGACAUGCCAUGCAUUCUAUGCUGGGACGUACUCGUUACCAACACGUCACUGGGACCAGGUGCCCCACUGACUUCGCUGAAGUUCCUUCUAUUCUGAUGGAGUACUUUGCAAAUGACCACCGAGUGGUUAGCCAGUUUGCCAGACAUUAUCAGACGGGGCAGUCACUGCCCAAAAAUAUGGUGUCUCGGCUUUGUGAGUCCAAAAAGGUGGGUGCUGCAGCCGAUAUGCAACUUCAGGUCUUUUAUGCCGCCCUGGAUCAGAUCUACCAUGGGAAGCACCCCCUGACGGCAUCGACCACAGACAUUCUCAGGGAAACCCAGGAGAAAUUUUAUGGCUUACCAUAUGUUCCAAAUACCGCCUGGCAGCUUCGAUUCAGCCACCUCGUGGGCUACGGUGCCAAGUAUUACUCUUACCUCAUGUCCAGGGCGGUAGCUUCCAUGGUCUGGAAGGAGUGUCGACGAGACCCUUUUAACAGGACGGCAGGGGAGCGCUAUCGCAGGGAGAUGCUGGCACACGGCGGGGGCAAGGAACCGAUGCUCAUGGUGCAAGGUAUGCUUCAGAAAUGUCCUUCCAUUGAUGACUUUGUAAGUGCCCUUGUUUCUGACUUGGAUCCGGACUUCGAAACUUUCCUCAUGGAUUCUGAGUGA